AUGAGAGAAGUCAAUUUCAGUAUCCCCAACGUCAACAAGGCGUCGGUGGGGAUCACCACAGCCUUAUACGAUCGCCGAGCACUCGACUGCACUUCGACCUUGCCUCUAAUCAAUUCGCUCAAUCAUCUUGCCUAUCUCACAACAUCAUCGGCACGUAUCCGCGAUAUUCUGACGGUUGAUGGAGGAAUUGAACGCCUGGUCUGCAUCCUCAAGCAGGGACGAAAUGGGGACAUGAUGAGCGUUUGGAAAUGGAAUCUGGCGUUCCAGUGUGUUGUGAACAUCGGCGUCCGAGGAACGGAGAAUGUGCGGACCAGAGUAGUGGAGGCAGACAUGGUCCCUGUCAUCGCCACGAUCCUGGAUAACUAUAUCAAGGUCAUAGACCGGUGUCGCGAAAAGGCGGAUGAGCUGAAACAAAAACAAAGUCAUGACCAUCACCACCGACACAAGAACCAUGACCAUCGGCACUCGUCAAAAGCCUCUCCUCCUUCCCACAGCGGCCGCUCGGCACUUCACGAUGGAGAAUCACGAAGUCUUGCACGUCGAGAGUCCUCGUCUACGCCUGAUGCUUUGGAGGCUUCUGCCGGGCCGUCUAUCGCCACGACAGGACAGGGCGUCAACUCACAUCUCUACGCCAAUACCGAUGGUCCGAUUUCACCAACCAACCACCAGCUUCCCGAUUCACAGGGCACCGAUGUGCCUUAUGCCACCACAGCGAGUCAGGACGCUCAUCCUCUUGCUCCUGGGGCCCCGACUGCUGAGUUUGCGCGAGCUCUGCGCGAUGUAGAUCGCCUGACGUCCAUGACUGCCUUUGGGCCUACUGAUCUGAUGACUCAACCAACGUCACCGACGACGCCCAUUCCUUUACUCCAACUACGGCCGCCCGCAGUACGAUCUGUAACAAACUUGGAUACUGCAGUCGGCCGAUCCCGAAGGCGCCCGUCAAUCAGACAUCAGAACUCGACAGCCGAGUCGGAUGACUUCAACGGGGACAGCAUGCCAUCGGACGAGGCACCGGAGGCUGAAAUGACGGGCGGCGCAGAUAUACAAUCUGCUGUGGGUAUUCAAGACAUCACAAUGGAUGAUAAUGAGGCCCUUCUGGCAGGAGACGCGCUUGAUCUCACCAACCCUACUGCGUCCGAGGCCCACCAAGACGCCGAGGCCUUCAAUAUUACUCACCGCACCAAUCUCGAUGGGAGCAUCCGAGAGGACAUGACACAUACUCCGGUUGCACCGGUUGGCCUCUCGCCCAGUCGUCCGAACCUGGUUGCUGCCCCACACCCGCCGACCCCGAUCUCUACCAUUCCUCGGUAUUUGCUUGACCGACAUCUGAUACCCCAUCCGCAAUUGCUGUCCGCCAUGCCACGCGAAGAAGACGUACUCAUGUCGUUGCAAUUGCUGGCCUACGUUUCAAAGUAUUGCUGCCUACGUACGUACUUUCAGAAGAGUCAUCUCGUGCCAACCCUUGCAAUUGGCAAGGAUCUCUUGGCCCUAGACACAGACGACGAAGAGGAAGUGGGUGAAGAAGCGGCUUCUGCGGGCAAUGGAAGCGAUGCUGAAGACGAGUACUUGCUCGAGGACGACUUCAACCUGUUUCCCCUGGUCGAAAAGUUCACCGUGAGGUACCACAGCACGGACAUGCAGUACUGGGCGGGGGUGGUGAUGCGAAACCUAUGUCGAAAAGACGACACGCGCGGAGGAAUUCGACAAUGUGCAUACUAUCAAUGUGGCAAAUGGGAGGAGUUCACUCGUCAGUUCGCCAAGUGCCGCCGGUGCCGCCGGACAAAAUACUGCAGCAAGGAGUGCCAAAAGAGUGCCUGGGCUUUCCAUCGCCAUUGGUGCGUGGCUGCAACGCAGUGA
Molecule: messenger RNA, 1857 nt
Organism: Trichoderma citrinoviride
Lineage: Eukaryota; Fungi; Ascomycota; Sordariomycetes; Hypocreales; Hypocreaceae
Exons: 1
Coding region: 1-1857 (618 amino acids)
Biological process (GO): ubiquitin-dependent protein catabolic process; establishment or maintenance of cell polarity
Cellular component (GO): MUB1-RAD6-UBR2 ubiquitin ligase complex
Source: RefSeq, a predicted model, not a curated record